Dimorphilus gyrociliatus is the source of this 1399-nucleotide messenger RNA. Lineage: Eukaryota; Metazoa; Annelida; Polychaeta; Dinophilidae. The record is from the annotation of a GenBank genome assembly.
GCUUUAGAAAGAAACUACACCGUUCCUUCGGAAACAUAAUACUAAAGAUUUAAAUAUCGACUCCACUAGCUAUAUAUAAUACUUGAUCCAAUAAUACAAAUAAUAAAUUAUAACUAGUUUGUUUUAAUUAUUUUUCCCAUUAAUCUUUUGAUUAAAACUUCGAGUCGUCAGAAGAAUUUUUUAAAUCUAUUCCGAGUUUUGUUAAGUUUCUUAAAUUCCCAAAUCAUAUAUCAAUUUAAUAAUGAUUGGCAGCAGGCCUUCAUCAGUAUCCUCUGGUCUUUCUAGAAACGUCAAAGAUGUAUUUAUUUUCUCUUUAAAAUCAUUUUAUGCCUUUAUUUAUUGUAAAUCUUUUAAGGUUCCCGAUAAUAGCCUUGAAUUUCUUCCUUCAGAAGGUAAGAAUGACUAUACUAAGUAUAAUCUUUUAAUUCGUUGUGCUUAGAUGGUCGACCAGCUUUAUCAAGAGAGUCGUCAACAGCCUCGAUUGGCUCUCGUCCGCUGAGUUCAGGCACCAAAAAAACAUUGACACCCGUUAAAAAAAUCGAUAUGCAAGCAGUUAAGAGAAAACCCGAGCAAACAUUUUUUAACACUAUUCAGAAUCCUAUAGACAUUCCUACAUUGGUGAGGAAAUCUUCAAAUACAUCAAAUUCUGACAAACCUGAAGUUAAUGCAAAGCAAGCUUGGGCUGAAGAAUCUACACAAAUAUCUGAUAAAUCUAAGGAGAAUAAAACUGAUAUUGGUUCAAUGGGAAAUGAGGAUGAAGAUAGCGAAGAUACAGAAAGUAGCUCUGAAGAAGAGGAACAAGGAGCUCCAGAAGAAUUGAAAAUGGAGUUCUUGACCUGUCUAAUGUCAAAGGAUUAUGAUAAUGCUACGAAACUGUGCAAAAUGAUUCUUAUUUACGAACCAAAUCAUGAGGAUGCUCUUGAAUUUCAAAAAUUGAUUUUAGAAAAAAUUGAACUGGAUGCUGAGGAGUUAGAGUCAUCGGAUAGUUGUGACAGUGACGAAGACACUAGCGGUAGUGAUAGUGAAAGUAAUAACAGUAGCGAGGGCGAAGAAGAAAAAGAGGAAAAGACCGACGAAAAAAUAGUAAAUUUUAACGAGAAAACUUUCAUGACAGAAAACUUAAGUUAACUUGUUGAAGAAUUUUAUUAAUUUUAAUGAUUGUAUAAACUCUUUAAUUUGUUUUCGUUUUUUCUAUAUUUUUUUCAGUAGCUUUUAAAUCCAAUCGAAUUUAAUUCUUUAUGAUUCAAAUUCGAGUUAUUCAGAAUCAUUCUGCCGUCCAUGCCGAUCUGUAUUAAAGAUAUAUUAUUGUUUGUUCGUUUUAAAAUAAAUUACUGCCUAAUAAUAAGUAAAUCAGUACCAACAGUGAUUUCAUGAGAAUCAUCACGGCGAGUGAAGGUAA